AUGUGCAGAAGAAAACAGGAAGCGUGUUUCAUGUAACGUUAGGUUGAAUUGUUUAAUAUAAUAUUAAUGUCGCUGUAACAUCAGAGCUACAAAUAUAUACGUUUAUGGUUUUGCUUUGCAGUAAACGUUUUUCUUUUUGUGAUUCGGGACGUUGCAUUUAUACAAGUAGAAAAGAGCUUUAACGUAAGUCUUUUGAUAUGUUAAAUUAAAUAUAUCGAAGCUCUUUUCCUGUUAUAUUUUUCUGUUUAUGGUAUUGUUGUUUUAUUUAUAGACUAGAUACGGUUUAGUGUAAGCAUUUUUGUUAGCAUGGCUUCUUCGUUUAAAAUCGGAGAGAAAUUUAAAAAGGUGGUGAAAGAUUUAAUGAACAAGGAGUCUUCUAUAUCGGAAGAACUAAGGGAAGAAUUGGAGAACCUCAAAAGUCAGUCCACAGUACCAUUCAAGACUGUUAGGAAACUCCACAAGCUUCUGCAGGCAAAUGCAGGAAACCCAGUUUAUCUACAUGAGCUGUUUGAGGACAGCACACUUUACCUCCCAGAAGUUAUAACACCUCCAAGAAAUCCCCAGCUGGUGGCCAGGCUAGAAAAGAUUAAAGCCAAACUAGCCAAUGAAGAAUACAGGAGAAUUACAAGGAAUGUUAAUCCACAGGAAAUUUGUCGUCAUGGAACCUUUGCAGACUUUGGAAGACAAGUGCGUUCUGUGAAGGCAGUGGUCCUUACUGUAUUCAACUUCCUGAUAACUGUAAUUGCAGCAUUUGCCUGUUCUUAUCUUGGCAGCCAGUAUAUCUUCACUGAGAUAGCAGCGAGGGUAAUAGCAGCAGUGAUUGCAGCAUCUGUUGUUGGUCUAGCGGAGCUUUACGUCCUGGUUCGAACUAUGGAGGGAGAGCUUGGAGAGCCCUAAAACAUAUAGCAUCUCUUAACACGUCGAACGCUUUUGUGUAUUUCAGUUACUAGGAACAAUUUACAGAUAGUUAUUGCUGUCAAUGGGGAAGUGUGAGUUUUUUCUUGUGCCUCUAGUGGUGUCAGUUUUGUAAACACUCAAAACUAAACAGAGGUGCCGUGUUUGGAAGCACAUUUAUUUGACUAUAAGGUAUUUAACUAUAAUGAAGUACUUGCCCAGCAAUAAAAGUAUUCUUUUGGAAACCACUUCUUUGAUUGGAAGGCACUGUAAGGUACUUUUCGUAAUGUUAUGUUUUUAUUUGUUAUGUUAGUCUUUGUAUGUGUACAUGAUUGUAAAUUAAAAUGAAUAAAGAAAAUAAAAAUGUUAGCUAGAACAUUAGCA
Messenger RNA from Triplophysa dalaica, 1278 nucleotides. RefSeq names its product transmembrane protein 199-like. Gene Ontology annotation, cellular component: endomembrane system. Gene Ontology annotation, biological process: vacuolar proton-transporting V-type ATPase complex assembly. The record is from RefSeq and is a predicted model, not a curated record. The coding region runs from base 307 to 897 and encodes 196 amino acids. Lineage: Eukaryota; Metazoa; Chordata; Actinopteri; Cypriniformes; Nemacheilidae. The transcript is spliced from 6 exons.